AACGCACCCCAGAAACAUCCAAGUCUGCCGCAGAAAAUAGCGAAGAGGAGGUCCUCGACUUAAACACAGACGAUCUUUGGCGACUGUCGUUGAACGCAUUUGUUAGCAAGCUAGGCUAGUUUGCACCGAGAGUGAAGAGCGCCCACUUCCCCAUCCGGAGAGGAGGCGCAGGGAGCGGCACAAAUAGAAGCUUCUCCAUCGAUCACACUGCCAAGCAAACACCUUCCAUCAAUUUCCAGCCAUGGCAGAAGCUCACCAAGCUGUGGCAUUCCAAUUCACGAUAACACCAGAGGGCAUUGAUCUGCAGCUUUCAUAUCAGGCACUGAACCAGAUCUACCUGUCAGGAGUACGAUCGUGGAAAAAGCGGGUCAGCCGCAUAAGAAACCGAGUGAUCAAGGGCAUGUAUCCAGCCAGUCCUUCAUCCUGGCUGUUUGUUGUCAUUGCUAUCCUGGCCACCAUGUACAUGCGCUCUGAUCCUAGCAUGGGGCUCAUUUCCAAGAUCCAGCAACACCUUCCCCUCAGCCUGUCACUCAGCGCUCAGGGCCAGACGAUGCUUUCGGCGCUGGUUUUCAGCACGCUGCUGUGGCUCUCCCUUAUCCUUGCUCUCAGGUUCUGCCUCAAGCUCCUUCUCUCCUACCACCGGUGGAUGUUUGAGCAGCACGGUCGAGUUUCCAACGCCACCAAAAUCUGGGUGACUCUACUAAGGCUCUUAUCUAGCAGGAAGCCGCUACUAUAUAGCUAUCAAACGUCGCUACCUCAUCUGCCUGUUCCUGCCAUCAAGGACACACUGAGCAGGUACUUGGAGUCAACACGCCCUCUGUUGUCCGACCCUGAAUUCAAACGGAUGAAAACACUGGCCUCAGACUUUGAAUGCAACCUGGGAAAUCGACUCCAACGUUAUUUAAAACUUAAGGCUCUCUGGGCUACAAACUACGUGAGUGACUGGUGGGAGGAAUACAUUUACCUUCGAAGCCGAGGCCCCAUAAUGGUCAACAGUAACUACUAUGGCAUGGACUUCCUGUUUGUGACUCCAACUUCCAUCCAAGCCGCCAGGGCAGGAAACACAAUUAUGGCCAUGCUCCUCUACCGCCGCAAAGUCAACCGAGAGGAACUCAAACCGAGCCGCGUUCCGGGUACUGUUAUCCCUCUGUGUGCAGCCCAGACUGAGAGAAUGUUCAACACAACACGUACUCCGGGAGUUGAGUUUGGUAACACAUGCUUGCUCAUACUUGCGCACACACAAAUUUAUCCAGAGAGAAUGAUCAGUAGAGAUUUAUUUUUUUUCACAGAUGUUCUCCAGCACUGGCUGGAUAGCGAGUUUGUUGCUGUGUAUCACAAGGGACGCUAUUUCCGCUUGUGGGUGUACCGGGCUGGCCGCCUGCUAUCUCCCAGGGAAGUUGAGUAUCAGAUUCAGAGGAUCCUGGAUGACCCUUCUCCUCCACAACCCAGAGAAGACAAAUUAGGAGCCCUCACUGCUGGAGAUAGGAUUCCUUGGUCUCAGGUGCGAACGCAGUACUUCAGCUCCGGCGUCAACAAGCGAUCCUUAGAUGCCAUCGAAAAGGCAGCUUUCUUUGUGACCUUGGAUGAUGAAGAGCAAGGUAUGAGAGGAAACGACCCGGCGGGAAAUUUGGACCGAUACGCCAAGUCGUUGCUUCACGGCAAAUGUUACGACAGGUGGUAUGAUAAAUCAUUUUCGGUGGUGAUCUACCAAAAUGGGAAGAAUGGACUGAACGCUGAACACUCUUGGGCUGAUGCGCCAACCGUGGCUCACCUGUGGGAGUUCACGCUAGCCACGGAUGCCUUCCACCUGGGAUACACUGAGGAUGGCCACUGUAAGGGUGAAGUGGAUCGCUCAUUACCCCACCCCCAGAGGCUUAUCUGGGACAUCACACCAGAGGUUCAUGCCCAAGUGUGUAGCUCUCUUGCUGUUGCCAAGGCUUUGGCUGACGAUGUGGACUGUCACGUGUUCCCCUUCAGAGACUUUGGCAAAGGCCGAAUUAAGAAGCUUCGAGUCAGCCCAGACGCGUUUGUUCAGAUUGCAUUACAGUUGGCGUACUACAGGGAUCGCGGCGGUUUCUGUCUGACUUACGAGGCGUCCAUGACCCGUCUCUUCAGGGAAGGACGGACGGAGACGGUGCGAUCCUGCUCGAAUGAAAGCAGUGCCUUUGUCAAAGCUUUGGAGAGUGGCGAGAGCGAAGAACAAUGUCAGCAACUCUUUCGACUGGCUUCAGAGAAACACCAAAAUCUUUAUCGCUUGGCUAUGACUGGAGCUGGAAUUGAUAGACAUCUCUUCUGCCUGUACAUCGUCUCCAAAUAUUUGGGAGUGGAAUCACCGUUUCUAAAAGAGGUUUUGUCAGAGCCUUGGCGCCUCUCCACAAGUCAGACGCCGGUUCAGCAAAUGGAACUUUUUGACUUGAAGAACCACCCUGAUUUUGUAUCACUCGGCGGAGGAUUUGGACCUGUUGCUGAUGACGGUUACGGCGUUUCUUACAUCAUCGUGGGUGAAGAUAUGAUCAACUUCCAUGUGUCAUCCAAGCAUUCCUUUAAGGAAACUGACUCUCACAGGUUUGGCGCCCAGAUCAAAAAAGCUGUGCAAGACAUCAUGCGUGUCCUCUCUGCUGACACCAAAACUUCUCCAGGUUCCAAAGCCACAUCCCAGAAUCAGCCUAAGAAUUAAAUACACAAUACAAACAUAUAUAAAUAUUGCCCUCACCAACUUCUGGUGAAGAUCCAAUUCUGUAGGUGACACCCCAAAAAAAAAAAAAAAAAGAUGGUGAAUGUUUAAGCCAGUGAUUUUAGAAAUAACGUGACACGUCUCUUUUAAAGGGACAUGUAAACAGAGAAGAUAAAAUUGAAGCAGAUUUGAAUCGCAGUAGGUUUCUGGUGCUUACUUGAAUUAUAUAGCUGUCAGUCUGAAUUACUUUGGCCUUUUUGUGUGCGUGUGCGCACAACAAUUUCUCUUUUCGAGGAUGUGGUUCAAGCGGUUGAAGUGACAGCAAUUCUUUGCGACUGUUGAAAGACUUCCUGGAAAUCACAAAUAUGACCUGACAUCAUGCCAGAGAUGCAAUGUUACUGCAGCUUUAUUUGAUGCUUUUCAAGUGCCAUGCAACACAGACUGCAAAUGUUUUGACUUCACGCUGGACUGAUCAAAUCCAACCAGAUUUUUUUUUUUAUUAUUGUUUGUAUAUGUUUGGUUUAUUUUAGAUGAAGCGGAGACAGUGUUUUAGUGUUCCUUAUUUAAGUCAAUGUAAGAAUGUUGGCUUUAAUUUUGGGCUUUACUACUGUAGCGUGAAAUGUUGAAAAUGGUCAGUCUUAACUCUCGUCAGUGAAUAUGGUACUGUAUUUCCUCAAAACAGUUACCGCCUUUCCGUUUUUUCUAAGUUGCCAAAUGCCAACGGGAACGCGUUGGAGCUUGGAGGGCAUGGAGGGUGAUUUAGAGGCACUUGUGCGUGUUGUAAGAAGUGUGAUGUCAUUGCAAGGCGCCAUGACAAGGAAGUAUUGUAUUUUGUGAAAGGCCCUUUUUAGAAUGACUCCUUUUCUAUUUGGACUAGCUGGGAUGUAUUUGUUAGCCACUGAUAGGAUCUGUCUGAUAAAAAGUCAUAAAACCGAUUAGGGAACAGAUUGUUCGGUAUUAAUUGCGCAAUAUCAUUCAUUGUAAGUUGAGUAAUUGAAUUGGGUUCAAAGUCUUUUUUCAUGUCGGUAUCACUGAUCAUUCAUUUUUCACAUUUUCACCUUCCUGGAAUUGUGUGUUUAAUAGGUACAAAGUAACGAACUACAAGGCUAACAUAAAUGCUUAGAUAUUGUUUAUGACUUAGUUUGGUGGGUUUUUCUUUUUCAUGUACCUGUUGCAUUUGACCUAUAAAUAAUUGAUGUCCUUUGUAUAGGGUUUUGUGUAACUUUAUUUCAUGUUAUUUAAAUGUCCAUUGGUUCCUUUUUGACUUUCAUCUCUUCUUGAUUUUUUUUUAGCAUAUGGUAAUGGAAUGUUGCCUGAAAUAAAAUAAAUCCUUGACCUUACUGUAAAUGUUUA
Molecule: messenger RNA, 4027 nt
Organism: Syngnathus acus (greater pipefish)
Lineage: Eukaryota; Metazoa; Chordata; Actinopteri; Syngnathiformes; Syngnathidae
Gene: cpt1cb
Product: carnitine palmitoyltransferase 1Cb
Exons: 18
Coding region: 242-2677 (811 amino acids)
Biological process (GO): carnitine metabolic process; fatty acid metabolic process
Cellular component (GO): mitochondrion
Molecular function (GO): carnitine O-palmitoyltransferase activity
Source: RefSeq, a predicted model, not a curated record